AAACCCAUUCAUUUUCAAUCCUCAACUCAAACAAACAAAAUGGACACACCAAAACAAAGAUCGAGAAAAUGUCUCAAAAUAUGUUGCGGCUUAAUGGUUGCACUAAUCGUCAUUUUCAUCAUUGUUUCUAUCAUCUUGUAUUUCACAGUCUUUAAACCGAAAGACCCACGGAUCACCGCCCACCCGACAAAACUUGAAAACGUGCAAUUCCAGCUCAUACCAAAUGUAAGCAUAAAUGCAACCCUAGUUUUAACAUUAACGAUUGAUAACCGUAAUUAUGGAGGGUUUAAGUUCAAGGACUCCAUUGCAAAUGUUUAUUACCGAGGAAUGUUAAUAGCUGAGGUCCCUGUUGAGCAUGCACAAGUUCCAGCUCGUGGUAGUUUUACCUUGACUACAUCUGCGAAUAUUACAGGGGGUAAAAUGGCAACAGACCCUAAUUUUUACAGUGAUAUAGGUUCUGGUUGGCUUAAUUUUACCUCGACUUCAACAAUGUAUGGGAAGGUUACUCUUUUGAAGAUAAUUGGGGUUAAAGCUAAAGUUGAUAAUUUGUGUGAUAUCUCUGUCGACAUUUUGAAGCUAGAAGUUGAUCCCAAAUGUCAUUCCAAAGUGGAAUUCUAAGAAUCGAUUUAAAUUUCUGUUGAUGUAUAUAUGUAUAUAUUUCCUUUGUAUUCAGUGAGUAUAUUAUAUUGUUUUGUUUUAAGUUGAUAGAGUAAAAUCAGAAUUCAGAAAAGAUACAAGUGGCAUCGAUAAAAUACAUUGAAAGACAAUAAGAGUUGUGGCAUUAUCAGUAUCACAUGCAUCAUUGCAAAGUUACAACAGGAAGAAGGCAAUGUUUGAACCUCAAAACUGCAUAUAAAUUAAAAGGCUACUACAUGAUGAAGAUGGGUAAUUCCACAGCCAAUUUGUGGCUAAAGCGGAUUGAUGAUGAAAAAAAGGUCUCUUCCUUCGUUACUAAUUAUUAACUGCUUUAAAAUAAUUACUCAUUUUCUUGAACCACAGAAGGAGAUGUCACCGGUUGUAGGUUUGGGAAUUUUGGAGGCAAACUGAAAA
Lactuca sativa (garden lettuce) is the source of this 1050-nucleotide messenger RNA. RefSeq lists its product as uncharacterized. Lineage: Eukaryota; Viridiplantae; Streptophyta; Magnoliopsida; Asterales; Asteraceae. The record is from RefSeq and is a predicted model, not a curated record. Gene Ontology annotation, biological process: defense response to other organism.